Molecule: messenger RNA, 3633 nt
Organism: Trichechus manatus latirostris (Florida manatee)
Lineage: Eukaryota; Metazoa; Chordata; Mammalia; Sirenia; Trichechidae
Gene: TRPM4
Product: transient receptor potential cation channel subfamily M member 4
Exons: 25
Coding region: 1-3633 (1210 amino acids)
Biological process (GO): calcium ion transmembrane transport
Cellular component (GO): plasma membrane
Molecular function (GO): calcium-activated cation channel activity; ligand-gated calcium channel activity
Source: RefSeq, a predicted model, not a curated record
AUGGUGGUUCCGGAGAAGGAGCAGAGCUGGAUCCCCAAGAUCUUCAAGAAGAAGACCUGCACUGCGUUCAUCAUUGACCUCACAGAUCCGGGAGGGACCCUGUGCCAGUGUGGGUGCCCCCGGAAUGCACACCUGUCAGUGGCUGUAGAGGACGCAUUCGGGGCAGCUGUGGUGACUGUUUGGGAUAGUGAUGUGCACACCACCGAGAAGCCUACUGACGCCUACGGGGACCUGGAUUUCCUGGGCUCGGGCCGCAAGGCCAGCAAUUUCCUUCGUCUCUCUGACCGCACGGAUCCAGCGGCAGCCUAUAAUCUGGUCACAAACACAUGGGGCUUCCCCCCUCCAAACCUGGUGGUGUCAGUGCUGGGGGGCUCAGGGGCCCCCAUCCUUCAGACCUGGCUGCAGGACCUGCUUCGUCGCGGGCUGGUGCGGGCUGCCCAAAGCACAGGGGCCUGGAUUGUUACCGGCGGGCUGCACAGGGGCAUUGGCCGGCAUGUUGGUGUGGCAGUGCGGGACCACCAGACGGCCAGCACUGGGGACAGCAAGGUGGUAGCCAUGGGCGUGGCCCCCUGGGGCGUGGUCCGGAACAGAGAUGCCCUCCUCAACUCCAAGGGCUCCUUCCCUGCAAGGUACCCGUGGCGCAGCAACCCCAAGGACAGGGACCAGGAGGACAGUGGCCAAUGUUCCCUUGACUACAACUACUCUGCCUUCUUCCUUGUGGACGACGGCACACAGGGCCGCCUGGGGGGCGAGAACCGCUUCCGCUUGAGUUUCGAGUCGUACAUCGCUCGGCAGAAGACAGGUGUCGGAGGGACUGGAAUUGACAUCCCUGUUCUCCUCCUCCUGAUUAACGGUGAUGAGAAGAUGUUGAAGCGGAUAGAGGAUGCCACCCAGGCCCAGCUUCCCUGUCUUCUGGUGGCUGGGUCUGGGGGUGCUGCAGACUGCCUGGCAGAGACCCUGGAGGACACUUUGAUCCUAGGGAGUGGGGGGUCCAGGCGGGGUGAAGCUCAAGAUCAGCUUAGGCGUUUCUUUCCCAAAGGAGACCCUGAGGUUCUGCAGGCUCAGGUGGAGAGGAUCAUGACCCGGAAGGAACUGCUGACAGUCUAUUCACUUGAGGAUGGCCCUGAGGAAUUUGAGACCAUCGUUUUGAAGGCCCUUGUGAAGGCCUGUGGGAGCUCUGAGGCCUCAGCUUACCUGGAUGAGCUGCGUUUGGCUGUGGCUUGGAACCGUGUGGACAUUGCCCAGAGGGAGCUCUUCCGGGGGGACAUCCAGUGGCGGUCCUUCCACUUGGAGGCCUCCCUCCUGGAUGCCCUCCUCAAUGACCGUCCCGAGUUCGUUCGUCUGCUCAUCUCCCGCGGCCUCAGCCUGAGCCACUUCCUGACUCCGGCGCGCCUGACCCGCCUGUACAGCGUGACGCCCCCCAACUCGGUGGUGCACCAUCUUCUGCGCCAGGCGUCCCACGGCCCUAAAGGCUCUGCGGAGGCCCCACCCCCUGAUGUAGGGCAUGUGCUGCGGCUGCUGCUGGGGGAAAUGUGCGCUCCAACGUACUACCCCGAGAGUGCCGCGGACCCCGACCCUGGCCACGGCUGCGCAGUAAGUACUGGUCGCCGGCUCUCAGCCAAGACAAACUCGGAACUGAAGCUGAACGCUGUCCUUGGGCAGGACCCCUUGAGCGACCUGCUGCUCUGGGCACUGCUGUUGAACAGGGCUCAGAUGGCCCUAUACUUCUGGGAGAUGGGCUCCAAUGCUGUGGCCUCAGCUCUUGGGGCCUCUUUACUGCUCCGAGUGCUGGCACGCAUGGACUCUGAGGCUGAGGAGGCAGAGAGGAGGAAGGACCUGGCGGCCAAGUUUGAGGGGCUGGGUGUUGGCCUCUUUGGCCAGUGCUACCGCAGCAAUGAGAAAUGGGCUGCCUGGCUACUCCUUCGCCGCUGUCCACUCUGGGGGAAUGCCACCUGCCUCCAGCUUGCCAUGCAGGCUGAUGCCCGUACCUUCUUUGCCCAGGAUGGGGUACAGUCUCUGCUGACACAGAAGUGGUGGGGAGCAAUGGACAGCACCACGCCUGUCUGGGCCCUGGUUCUCACCUUCUUUUGCCCCCCACUCAUCUACACCAACCUCAUCACCUUCAGGAAGUCCAAAGAGGAGUCUUUACAGAAGGACCUGGAGCUUGACAUGGAUAAGGGCAUUAACGGGGAAGGGCCUUUUGGGCCGACCAACCCCACAGAGAAGAUGCCAUUGAGGGCAUCGAGGCAGCCCAGACACAGCGGCUGUUGUGGGGAGCCCUGCUGGCGUCAGUGCCUGCGCCGCUGGUCCCAUUUCUGGGGGGCACCGGUGACGGCCUUCAUGGGCAACGUGGUAAGCUACCUGCUCUUCCUGCUGCUCUUUGCCCGUGUGCUGCUCAUUGACUUCCAUCCUUCAACGAUCAGCGCCUUCGAGCUGCUCCUGUACUUCUGGGCCUUCACCCUUCUCUGCGAGGAGUUCCGGCAGGGCCUGGGUGGCGGCUGGGGCAGCCUGUCCAUCGGGGCACAGGGCCACGGCCACACCCCGCUGCGCCGCCGCCUGGGCCUCUACCUCGCUGACACCUGGAACCAGUGUGACCUGGCAGCCCUCACCUGCUUCCUCCUGGGCGUGGGCUGCCGGCUGACCCCGGGCCUGUAUGAACUUGGCCGCACCAUCUUCUGCCUCGACUUCAUGGUCUUCACGGUGCGGCUGCUGCACAUUUUCACAGUCAACAAACAGCUGGGGCCCAAGAUCGUCAUCGUGAACAAGAUGAUGAAGGAUGUGUUCUUCUUCCUCUUCUUCCUUGGUGUGUGGCUCGUUGCCUAUGGGGUGGCCACGGAGGGGCUGCUAAGGCCCCAGGACCGGGACCUCCCAAAUAUCCUGCGCCGCGUCUUCUACAGGCCAUACCUACAGAUCUUUGGGCAGAUACCCCAGGAAGAGAUGGAUGUGGCCCUCAUGGAGCAUGUCAACUGUUCGUUGGAACAGGGCUUCUGGGCACACCCAUUGGAGACACACACGGGCUCCUGUGUCUCCAUUUAUGCCAACUGGCUGGUACUACUGCUCCUAGUCGUCUUCCUGCUCGUGGCCAACAUCCUGCUGGUCAAUCUGCUCAUCGCAAUGUUCAGCCACACGUUCGGCACAGUACAGGGCAACAGUGACCUCUACUGGAAGGCGCAGCGCUACAGCCUCAUCCGAGAAUUCCACUCUCGGCCUGCGCUGGCCCCGCCCUUCAUCAUCAUUUCGCACGUGCGCCUCUUCAUCCGUCGAUUGCGCAGGCUCUGGACUAGGUUGCCGUACUCUCCGCAAGUCGAGCAUUUCCGGAUCUACCUCUCGAAACAAGCCGAGCGGAGACUGUUGACAUGGGAGUCGGUGCAGAAAGAGAAUUUCCUCCUGGCGCGCGCGCGGGACAAACGGGAGAGCGACUCUGAGCGUCUGAAACGCACGUCGCAGAAGGUGGACAGUGCGUUGAAGCAGCUGGGACAGAUCCGCCAGUACGAGCAGCGUUUGAAAGGACUGGAACGGGAGGUCCAGCACUGCAGUCGUGUACUGGCCUGGAUGGCUGAGACCCUGAGCCACUCUCCGUUGCUGCCCCCAGGGAGGCCACCGCCCCCAGCCCCACCUGAACCCAAAGACUGA